AUGGGUGAAUUAGAUGUAGCGCCAAAGCGCACCUGGAGGGACAGGGCCGUCUUCUUCAGACUAUUCGUCUAUGGCGAGCCUAGCAAGUCGGACAUCGCCCUACUUGUGCUGGCAGUCGUCUCAGCGAUCGCCUCGGGAGUUCCAUUCCCAAUCAUGUCCAUCGUCUUCGGUCAAUUGGUGGAUGAAAUGAACUCGACAACUUGCAAUGCGAACAGCACGAAUGGCGCGUCCUACCAGGCCGGAAUCAAUUCGAAGGUCUUGAUGAUCGUCUAUAUUGGAAUCGCUUACCUCUGUUUGGUUUAUAUUUAUGUCUUCACAUGGAAUAUCACGGGCGAAAGACUCGCUCAGCGUCUCCGCGAAAAGUAUUUUAAGGCGUUGCUCCGUCAGGACGCGGCUUUCUUCGAUAAUCUUCCUGCUGGUGAGGCAUCCUCCAGAAUCUCUGGUGAUAUUACCACUGUGCAGCAAGGCACAUCUGAGAAGGUCGGCAUUAUGAUGAACUCAUUGGCCUUUUUCGUGACUGCAUACAUCGUUGCCUUUAUCAAGGACGCCAAGUUGGCGGGUAUGCUAGUUUCGUUGACUCCGGCAUAUUUGAUCAUGUCCCUGCUUGGAGGGUACUUUGUCCAGAAGUACUUUGGUCGCGCUCUGGAUAGCAUGACAAAGGCAUCUUCGGUCGCGUUGGAGGCUUUCUCGAAUACUAUGGUUGUUCAUGCUUUCUCCGCUAAUGUGCGACUAGAGGAGAAAUUUAUUGAGUUCUUGAACCCCGGACGAGUUGCCGGCAUUCGUAAGUCUAUUGCGACUGCUAGUCAAGCUGGGCUGCUCUACUUCAUUGCUUUUUCUGCCAAUGCCUUGGCGUUCUGGCAGGGUUCGAGGCAGAUUGCGGAUUCGGUCGAGAAUGGUGGCAGCAUGACUGUUGGAGCUACAUAUACGGUCAUUUUUAUUCUGGUGGAUGCAUCCUUGAUCCUCAGUCAAGUCGCACCCUUCAUUCAAAGCUUCGACGCCGCGUCGGUCGCAUUCACCAAAUUACGUGCCGAUAUCGAUCACUCAUCUACUAUCGAUGGAACCGACGAGAACUCCGGCGAUGUCUUGUCGGACGUUAAGGGCGAUAUUGAAUUGCGCAAUGUUUCUUUCACUUUUCCCUCUCGCAAAGACAAGCCAGUGCUUCAAGAUCUAUCAUUCUCUUGUCCCGCUGGCCAGCAAACUGCUAUUGUUGGACUGUCUGGAAGUGGAAAGUCUACCGUGGCGGGACUGGUAACUCGGUUCUACGAUGCGAUUGAAGGAUCUGUCUUCAUGGAUGGACACGAUGUGAAGUCCCUGAAUGUUCGUGCUUUAAGAAGCAACAUCAGUCUGGUCCAGCAAGAACCUUGCCUCCUCGAUCGUUCAAUUUUUGAAAACAUCGCACUGGGAUUGAUCAACUCUCCAACUCACGGUCAUCUUAAACCGAUCCUGACCAGUACGACGUUGGCUGAAAUUGCUGAGGCUGUGAGGGAUGGUCAAAGAAUCGUGCCCGCGUCUUUGGAACAUGGAAAUCACGCACGAGAGAUCGUGGACCUUGUUGAACAUGCUGCUUUGUUAGCCGACGCCAAUGGAUUUAUCGAGAAGCUGCAAGAAGGCUAUGGCACCAUGGUCGGCUCCAGUGGAAAUCUGAUCAGUGGUGGACAAAAGCAACGUAUUUCUUUGGCGCGUGCUCUAGUCAAGGACCCCAAAAUUCUCAUUUUGGAUGAAGCCACUGCCUCCCUGGACUCCGCCACAGAAAUGCGCAUUCAGCGCGCUAUUGAAAGUGUUGCCGUCGGUCGGACCGUCAUUACUAUCGCCCAUCGUCUUUCAACCAUCAAGAACGCCGAUAAUAUCAUCGUCAUGAGACAAGGAAAGCUGGUUGAACAAGGUAGCCACUCGGACUUGUUGACUCGCAACGGUGCAUAUGCUGAACUCGUCCGUCUACAAAACCUCAAUGUCCACGGCGCUGGAGAAGGAUCCUCCACUAGAUCUGCUUCACCAGUGGAACAAAUCAACGAGAAAGCUGAAAAAACAGAUAUCUCUACCGUUUCUAACCUUCCCGACAAUGAGGAGAAGGUCGCUGCAGCACCCGUCAAAGAGUCCAAGCCUAAGGAGAAGGCCGGUGCUGUUGCAACUACACGAUCAUUCUCUGCGACAGUUGGGUCAUUGGGCUCCAUGUUCCGUCCUUACACCUUUGUUCUAAUCCUCGCCGUGACAGGCGCUGUGGUUAUUGGAGGUACAUACUGUGGAUCAGCAGUGAUCUUCGGUAAUGUCGUUAGCAAGCUUAGUGGCUGUGAAGACCCACAGAAUAUCCGCGAUGCUGGUGAAUUCUACGGUCUGAUGUUCUUCGUCCUGGCCAUCAUUGAAUUCUUUGCGAACUUCCUCAGUUGGUCUCUAUUCGGCUGGAUGGCAGAGAACAUCAUCUACAAAGUACGAGUUCUCUCGUUGCGCUCCAUCCUCGAGCAAAACCUGGCAUGGCACGAAUCAAAUGACCGCAAUCCAUCCCUGCUACUAUCCUUGAUCACUACUGACAGCAAUGCCCUCGGAGGUCUGACGGGCUCUGUCGUUUGUACAAUCCUUUCCAUUUGCGUCAACUUGGUCGCUGCUAUCAUCAUGACUCACAUCAUUGCCUGGCGUAUGGCCGUGGUGUGCCUCUCUGUCAUUCCUUUAGUACUGGGUGCUGGAUGGAUGCGAGUAACAUCACUCGCUACAUUCCAAGAAAAGCACUUGGAAGCCUUUGCUCGGUCCGUCGGCAUCACCGUUGAAGCGGUCAACUCAAUCAAGACCGUCAUGUCCCUCUCCCUAGAGCACGAAAUUAUGGGAACAUACCGUCGCUCGCUAGCAGCCCCAAUGAAGGAGAUGACCCGUCAAAGUGCCUGGGUCAACCUCUGGCUUGCUAUUGGAUACGGUCUGAGCAACUUCCUGUAUGGUCUUGCAUACUGGUGGGGAGCGAAGAACAUCAUUGAGGGUCGCUAUACUCAGACCCAGUUCUUCAUCGUUCAACUCGCUCUCCUUGUCAGCUCACAGCUAUGGGGUCAGGUAUUUGCUCUCGCACCGGAUGUUGCGCGUGCCUUCCAGGCUACCCGCCGACUGCUGAACCUUCUGGAUCUGGGGUCCACGAAGAACCUCUCAAAGCCCAUUGCAGGUCCACAAGAACUGCUCGAAGGCUCCACAGAUGAUAUUGAAGCCACGGCCACUAUGCGCGAAAAGGUCGAUGAUAGCCGCAGCGGAACCAGCGUCUCAUUCAAGCAUGUUCGGUUCUCUUAUCCCGCCCGACCUGAUACUCGCGUUCUUCAUGGACUAGACUUGAACGUCAAAUCAGGUCAAUUCGCGGCACUGGUGGGACCCAGUGGUGCUGGCAAGUCCACCAUCAUCUCCCUCGUUGAACGACUCUACACCCCCGAGUCGGGUAUCGUCGAAGUCGACGGAAAAGAUAUCUCUCACGGAGACAUCUCCUUCCGCGACUCGAUCGCUUAUGUUCCACAGCAAAGUGUCAUGUUCGAAGGAAGUAUCCGUUUCAACCUCGCCCUUGGCGCGAGACCAGGCCACAACAUCUCGCAAGCCGAAAUGGAAGAGGCUUGUCAGCUGGCAAACAUUCAUGAGACGAUCAUGCAACUACCCGAAGGGUACGAUACAGCCUGUGGUCCCAACGGCGAUCGUCUCUCUGGAGGUCAAAAGCAACGACUUGCAAUUGCCCGCGCAUUGAUUCGCAAGCCGAAGUUGCUGCUACUCGAUGAGUCGACCAGUGCCCUGGAUGCAGAGUCCGAACGUCUUCUUCAGGAUGGUCUAGAGAAGGCCACUAAAAAAAUGACUGUUAUUGCAAUUGCCCAUCGUCUGUAUACGAUUCGGAAGGCUGAUGUCAUUUUCUUGAUUGAGGAUGGGCGAUGUGUUGAACAGGGUACUCAUGCUCAGCUGGUUGAGCGGAGUGAGUCUUACCGGGUUAAUGCCUUGAACCAGGCGGUUGAUGGGUAG
This is a messenger RNA of Penicillium antarcticum, 3966 nucleotides long. Its product is annotated as ABC transporter ATP-binding protein. The record is from RefSeq and is a predicted model, not a curated record. Gene Ontology annotation, molecular function: ATP hydrolysis activity; ATP binding; ABC-type transporter activity. Gene Ontology annotation, cellular component: membrane. Lineage: Eukaryota; Fungi; Ascomycota; Eurotiomycetes; Eurotiales; Aspergillaceae. The transcript has 3 exons. Gene Ontology annotation, biological process: transmembrane transport. Bases 1 to 3966 code for a protein of 1321 amino acids.